GGCCUCCUGGGAAGGCUACUUCUGGGCAGAGUGCAGUGGGCCCAAGUCUUGAGUGGAGUAGGCUUAAGAUGGCGGUGCGGAUGAUGCAGGGAGUGCAGGCGGUUUACCUUGAAUCGGACGCUUUCCUGGUUUGUCUCAAUCACGCUCUGAGCACAGAGAAGGAGGAAGUGAUGGGUCUGUGUAUAGGGCAGUUGAAUGAUCACGGGAGGAGUGACUCCAGGCUUGCAUACGCUGGAGCUGAGAUGUGCACAGUUGCGAAAAAGAUGGAGGCCACCAGAAUUGUUCACAUUCAUUCUGUUAUUAUCUUGCGACGUUCUGACAAGACAAAGGACCGGGUAGAAAUAUCUCCGGAGCAACUGUCUGCAGCCUCGAUAGAGGCAGAACGGUUAGCAGAGCAAACAGGUCGUCCCAUGAGAGUUGUGGGCUGGUACCAUUCCCACCCUCAUAUAACCGUUUGGCCUUCUCAUGUCGACGUGCGUACACAGGCCAUGUACCAGAUGAUGGAUCAGAGCUUUGUAGGACUGAUCUUUGCUUGUUUCAUAGAAGACAAACCCACAAAGAUAGGCCGUGUACUCUAUACUUGCUUCCAGUCUGUACAAGCAUCGAAGAGUUCAGAAUAUGAGAGACUUGAAAUCCCAAUCCAUAUUGUACCUCGUACCACCAUCGGGACAGUAUGCCUCAGGUCAGCCAUAGAGCUGCCGGGGAUCCUAUGUCAGGAAGAACAAGAGGCAUAUAGGAGGAUUCACGGCCUUACACAUCUGGACUCAGUAACUAAGAUCCAUAAUGGCUCUGUAUUCACCAAGCAUCUGUGCAGUCAGAUGUCCGCGGUCUGUGGGCCUCUCCUACAGUGGUUGGAGGACAGACUAGAGCAAAACCAGCAGCGUUUGCAGGAGUUGGAACAAGAAAAGGAAGACCUUAUGGAAGAGCUGUCUUCCCUAGAAUAAAGCAGGAAAACAAAAAUGGGCCGAUGUAAAUACUUAGCAUACGAUUUAUAAACUAAUUCAUUUCGACCUAUUCUGACAAAGUACAAAGGUGAUCCAAGGACGAAAGGGCACGGACUUGGGCUAACUGAACCUUUACAAGCCAACAAAAUAAAUUCUAACAGUACCUCAAAAUG
Mus musculus (house mouse) is the source of this 1117-nucleotide messenger RNA. It is a transcript of the gene Brcc3dc, whose product is annotated as BRCA1/BRCA2-containing complex, subunit 3, domain containing. The transcript has a single exon. The record is from RefSeq and is marked validated. The coding region runs from base 69 to 944 and encodes 291 amino acids. Gene Ontology annotation, cellular component: BRISC complex; BRCA1-A complex. Gene Ontology annotation, molecular function: cysteine-type deubiquitinase activity; metal-dependent deubiquitinase activity; peptidase activity. Gene Ontology annotation, biological process: positive regulation of NLRP3 inflammasome complex assembly; protein K63-linked deubiquitination; DNA repair. Lineage: Eukaryota; Metazoa; Chordata; Mammalia; Rodentia; Muridae.